UGAGCCUGUAUCGAGAUAUAUGUGCUCGAUAUCCAAAAACGUUCUUGAUUUGGUGAAGAAAGUUUGCAAUUGGGAGAACAAAGAGGUUGUGAUACUGGCACUGGAGGUAUCGAUCACUACCCACGUGAAAGGGUAUAUGAGUGUUUACACUUAUCCUUUUACGAUGGGUCUAUCCUUUUACGAUGGGUCCUCUCGAUCUGGUCAUCAUUGAUUUUUGCAAGAAAUACCAGGUGACCCUCGGCCAAAUUCAUCCUUCUUUUCGGAGGAUCGUGAUACUGCUCCAGUUCUUCGUGAGCAAAAUUGAUGGGUUUCUCUUUACCCUCGACCACCUCAUAAGGUUAUAUAGCCCUCGACUCUACCGAGAUGGGAUGAUAAAGCUUCAACGCCGGGCCACCGAGGCGUUUACCUCGAGUAUAGACGAAGAUAAAGAUCGGGGUUGGAUGGGCCAGUUCGUUAGGGUGAAGACCUCAGACCUGAUCCCGGUUAAGAGUAUGCCAUUUUCCGAGAAAUGAAAUAUAAAACGUAAGUACGAUUCCCUUUUAAAUUUUUAUUUGUUGUUUAACUUCUUCAUCCUUUCUUAUUAGUGUUCUUUUCGAUGCAUCCGUUGCUUGGAUGCCGGAUGCGGUUCCCCACCUCGAGAGCUGAGUCAGGAGCCUGAUUUUGACGUCAAAAUAUGCUGAGCGCGCAUGGCGCGAUUUGUCAAAGGGUCGGUGGGAAGCUCGUACUCAUGGUAAACCUUCUUCUCGGCUUACCGAUUUGCUUACUGUUCAAGCAUUUUCUCGGGCAUAAGUUUUACUUACUUUUCUUUCUUUAUAAGUCUCGGAAAAGAUGCGGUUAUGAGACCCCCAUCAGGUGAUGAAGAAGCUUUACCGCCUAUCUCAAAAUCGGAGAAGGUAAUUAAGAGAAAAAGGGCCUCAGACUCCGAGGGCCAAAAACCCAGGAAGAGAGCGGCUCGAAAACCCAAGGUGAACGUAAUCCCUUUGACUAUGGAGUCGAUCCUGAGUCUAAGGGAUGAAGAAGAAGAAGAAGAAGAAGAAAGUGAUUCCGGGCUGGUGGCCCGUGCACGGGCUAGCACCGAUACUCAAAAUACCUCGGUAUCGGUGGGAGUUGAUACUGCUCCAUCCAGGCUUGAUGAGGUCGAGGAGGAGGCUUUGACCCAAGUUCCCGAGCCGAGGGGGACCGAGGAUGUUUUACCUCGGGGCAAAGAGACUGUCGAAGAAGCUGUGGAUGCCGGUGUGCGAACCGAGCUCGAGGCUCCCCAAGACGGAGGCGACGCCCAAAAAGACCUACUCGGGGCAAUAGAGAUCAGGGAUUCCCCCUCUUUCCCUUCAUUUUCCCAGUCGAUGAUACAUGAUGCUCAAGCUGUGGAGACUUGUCACGGGGAGGGAGCCCAUGGAGAGGAGGAUCCUUUCCGUGGUUAUUUUAUCGGGGUAGAAGAUGUCACCGGUCCGAGUGACUUGGAGGCUUUAAAGAAGAGCUCGAGCGAGGUGGGAGCGCCUUGCCUUUUCAACGAAGCCCAACAGGCCCUGAAUCGGGCUUUUGUGCUUUAUCACGAGGCUUUUCUCCAAUUCCGAGGGGAGCUGAGCUGGUACGAAGCCGAAGUUCGAAGGCUUACUGACGAGAGAGAUGCCUUCAAGCUUCUCAGUGAGCAGAGAGAAGGAGAAGUAAAAGGACUUCGGUCUGAGCUAGAAGCAUCUCGGAAAGAACAAACUGAGCUAGCCGAGCAGGUCAAGCAAAAAAGUUCGACGUGAUCAGGCAGCUUCGUGUUGAAGUGGAUAUAGUGAAGUCAGAGGCCGAGGAAUGGAAGAAGAACAUGGA
This is a messenger RNA of Nicotiana tabacum (common tobacco), 1818 nucleotides long. The record is from RefSeq and is a predicted model, not a curated record. NCBI's taxonomy places the organism in Eukaryota, Viridiplantae, Streptophyta, Magnoliopsida, Solanales, Solanaceae.